ACUUGAUUUGCCCAAGUCAAUUGCACCAGCUGUUUUUUCUCUAGCACGUGUUAAAGUUUAUUUGUUUGGCCAGGAAUUUCAUAAAAUCACUGUUUUAUUGUUUUUUCUUCCAAUUGCCCCGAAUUAAGUUAGAGAAUUGUGAAAAAUGGAGUACGUGGAUUUCACUGCUGCUGGUAAUGCAGGCGCAUCUGCAUCUACAUCAAAUUCCCAAACAACAAUGGUAUUAUGUUGCGAAUGCGGUGUAGUCAUACAACCAAAUCCUUCCAAUAUGUGUGUCACCUGUCUUCGAAAUCACGUAGACAUCACCGAGGGAAUUCCAAAGCAAGCAGUCUUGCAUUUUUGCCGUAAUUGUGAACGGUAUUUGCAGCCACCGGGGGAAUGGAUACAAGCUGCCCUGGAAUCCAGGGAACUACUGGCGUUGUGUCUAAAGAAAUUAAAAGGCCUUAAAGAUGUCAAGCUGGUGGACGCUGGCUUUGUAUGGACCGAGGCCCAUUCUAAACGUAUAAAAUUGAAGUUGACAGUCCAUGGCGAAGUUUCGGGUGGCACAGUUUUGCAGCAGGUUUUUAUUGUGGAAUUCACCGUACAAAAUCAGAUGUGUGAUGAUUGCCAUCGUACAGAGGCAAAAGAUUUUUGGCGUUGCAUGGUGCAGGUACGCCAAAGGGCGGAGAAUAAGAAAACUUUUUACUACUUGGAACAGUUAAUUUUAAAGCACAAGGCACACGAAAACACCUUGGGAAUCAAACCGAUGCAUGGUGGUCUGGACUUUUAUUAUGCAAGUGAGAAUCACGCUAGAAAAAUGGUUGAUUUCCUGCAAACAAUGGUACCAGUCAAAGUAACUUCUUCAAAGCGCCUCAUUUCACAUGACAUCCACAGCAACAACUUUAACUACAAAUACACCUGGUCUGUGGAAAUUGCACCCUUAUCCAAGGACAGUGCAGUGUGUCUGCCCAAAAAAUUACGCCAGCAACUGGGUAAUCUAUCUCCCAUAAGUCUUGUGCAUAAAGUUACCAGUGGAAUACAUCUGAUUGACCCGUUAACGGCUCAAAUAGCCGAAUUGUCGGGCCAAGUAUUUUACCGCGCCCCAUUUGAAGCCAUAUGUAAUCCAAAACAACUUGUUGAAUAUGUGGUAAUGGACGUGGAAAUCAUCAUGGACAAAGAUCGCAAAUACUACCCAGGUCAGGGCCAAUUGUCCUUCCGACAUGUGCUGUGUGAUAUAUGGGUUGUUCGAGCCUGCGAGCUUGGCAUCAAUGACAAUCCUAUACAUACACGCAGUCACUUAGGUCACAUUCUAAAGGUGGGCGAUUCUGCUUUGGGCUAUAACUUGGGCGAAGCAAAUAUAAAUAAUCCAGAGUACGAUAAGCUGAAUGCGGAGCAAAUUCCCGAUGUAGUAUUGGUUAGAAAAUGCUAUACAGACCGUAAUACUCGCAGCAAUCAACGUUUAUGGAAACUACGCCAUUUGGCAGAUGAAGCCACCGAUGAACGCAGCAAACAUGAUUAUCAUGAGUUCUUAGAAGACUUGGAAGAAGAUCCAGAUUAUCGUAAACAGGUUUACAUAUAUCGUGAUACUAAAAAACAAUUACCAGUUGAUGGCGGUGAUACGUUGGGCUUCAAUGAUAAUGUUCCACGUGUAACAUUGGCCGAAAUGUUGGAAGACUUAACAUUGGAGUGUGCUGAUGAUGAAAUGGGUGAUAUUGAGGAAAAUGCUGACGAGCCACAAUUGUAGGCGGGAAAUGAAAAAAUGUAUACAUUUUAUAAUGUAAACAAAAUUAUAUAAUUAAAUAUUAUUAAAUAUAAUAUGAAUAUCCCCUUUUGUAA
Molecule: messenger RNA, 1815 nt
Organism: Stomoxys calcitrans (stable fly)
Lineage: Eukaryota; Metazoa; Arthropoda; Insecta; Diptera; Muscidae
Product: 60S ribosomal export protein NMD3
Exons: 1
Coding region: 146-1723 (525 amino acids)
Biological process (GO): ribosomal large subunit export from nucleus
Cellular component (GO): cytoplasm; nucleus
Molecular function (GO): ribosomal large subunit binding
Source: RefSeq, a predicted model, not a curated record